AUGCUCGAACUUGUCAAGGGUACAAGGCUGCCCGAUAAAGAGGAAUAUCCAGGGCUUGGAUCUUCAGCCGGCAUUGGGCUUGAUGUUGUUAAAUGUUUGCAGAGAGAAUGGGCUGUUGACUUUGACUGGCACAAGGAAGAAGCAGAGUUGAACAAAUAUCAUCACUUCACGGCCGAUAUCGAGAAUUUGACAAUUCAUUUUAUCCACGAAAGAUCACGCGAUAAAGCGGCGAUUCCGCUUCUACUUAACCACGGUUGGCCGGGUUCAUUUUUGGAAUUCUUGCCGGUAAUAAACGAUCUGACAGAGAAGGCGACCACUUCGACUGGCAAACCUGUUUCGUUUCACGUAAUUAUCCCAUCGCUGCCUGGAUUCACUUUCUCAUCACCCCCACCAGCCAAUUGGACGGUUGACGACACAGCUCGCGUGUUUCAUACCCUAAUGACCAAGGUUUUGGGCUAUGAGACAUUUGCAACUUUUGGAACCGACUUUGGCGCCGGACCAGCCUACAGUCUCUACGAAAACUUUAAUUCGUCAACGCGUGCCGCACACUUCGCCUUCUUACCAUUUUUCCCGCUGAGCCCAGAUCAAUUGGCAGCACAAAAUAUAACGCUUUCCUCAAAGCUGGAGCAGUCAGAGGAACAAAAUUUUGUAAACUGGGUAACCACGGGGAAUGCAUAUUUUGCUGAACAAGCUACCAAAGUAAGCCAGGCCAACGUACGCAAUUUCAUUUGA
Trichoderma virens Gv29-8 is the source of this 732-nucleotide messenger RNA. RefSeq lists its product as uncharacterized. Lineage: Eukaryota; Fungi; Ascomycota; Sordariomycetes; Hypocreales; Hypocreaceae. The transcript has 2 exons. Gene Ontology annotation, molecular function: epoxide hydrolase activity. Gene Ontology annotation, biological process: epoxide metabolic process. The record is from RefSeq and is a predicted model, not a curated record. Bases 1 to 732 code for a protein of 243 amino acids.